AUGAUGCACCCGUCGCGACAAGCGCGGGUCGACGAUGAGCCCGAGGACGACGGCCCGGGUCUCGACCUUGCCAGCCUUCCCAUCGACCGCAAUUAUGAUAUCCCUGCUGCCACCGCUGCCGGGGCCGGCAUCGCGCCCGAACGAGCCUCCGCGCUCCUCUCUCAAUUCGACCGCAAGCGCCGGGCCGCCGCUAUCGCGGUCCCCACCGAUGACACAAAGGUACGUGCCCGGCUGCGCGAGCUCGGCGAACCCAUCACCCUCUUCGGCGAAGGCCCCGGUGACCGGCGAGACCGCCUGCGAGAACUGCUGAGCACGCUUGCCGACGAUGGUCUGGGCGAGGAUGUAUCAAUGCACGAGGGAGAUGAAGCCCCUGCGGACCAAGAGGAAGAGUUCUACACUGAAGGAAUUCCGGAAUUACUAGAGGCACGGAGAAAGAUGGCCAAAUACUCCCUGCCUAGAGCGGCAGCGCGAGUUCAGCGGCAGAGAGAGGAAAGUGGAAUUCCGUUACGGACGCAUAUCAAGCAUCGCAAAGCCAUCAAGGAGAGACUAGCCGGCUUCGAGCUAUUUGGCAGUCAGAUCGCCGCAGAGCGACCUGUGAGCAUCACCCGCUUCGCUCCCAACGGCGAGGUCCUCGCGGCAGGCAAUUGGGCCGGCGGUAUCAAGCUCCUCGAUGUUCCCAACCUCAACGAGGUCCGAACCCUACGUGGCCACACCGGUAUCGUCGGCGGCAUCAGCUGGUUUCCCGGUGCCACACUGCCCACAUCCACCGUAACACCCGAGAACGUCAACCUGGCCAGCGGCUCGGGAGGGCAAGGCGGCGCCUCCGACAUCCAUCUUUGGAACCUGACUCAGGACACCCCGCUCUCCACGCUCUCGGGUCACACCGACCGCGUCUGCCGCGUCGAAUUCCACCCUUCCGGCAAAUACCUGGCCUCCGCGUCCUUCGACACGACCUGGCGUCUCUGGGACGUCGAGACCACGACCGAGCUCCUCCUCCAAGAAGGGCACUCGCGUCAAGUCUUCGCCGUGAGCUUCAACACCGACGGAUCCCUGCUCGCCUCAGGCGGCUUCGACUCGAUCGGCCGCAUCUGGGAUCUCCGCACCGGCCGCACGGUCAUGAUCCUGGACGGGCACAUCCGCGAGAUCUACAGCCUGGACUGGGGCAUCGACGGCUACCGCGUCCUCUCCGGCAGCGGCGACGGCUGGGUCAAGUGCUGGGACAUGCGCGCCGUCCGCGCCACCGGCGGCCUCGGCGCCCACAGCGGCAACGUCUCGGAUCUGCGGUGGUUCAAGGGCCUCGAUGGCGGCGACGUGUCGUCAAUUGUCGAUGUCAACAUGGACAACGGCACCAAGGAAGAGCGCACGCCGCGCAAGGCUGGCACCUUCUUCGUCAGCAGCGGCUUCGACAAGAACGUCAACAUCUACAGCGCCGACGACUGGGCGCUGGCCAAGCAGCUGAGUGGACAUUCCGGCAAUGUGCUGAGCGUGGACGUGAGCAAUGACGCCAGGUGGAUCGCCAGCAGUGGGCACGAUCGGACCGUGAAGCUGUGGUCGAGGAAUGACAUGGAAGGAAUAUGA
Molecule: messenger RNA, 1578 nt
Organism: Cyphellophora europaea CBS 101466
Lineage: Eukaryota; Fungi; Ascomycota; Eurotiomycetes; Chaetothyriales; Cyphellophoraceae
Exons: 3
Coding region: 1-1578 (525 amino acids)
Biological process (GO): mRNA splicing, via spliceosome
Cellular component (GO): U4/U6 x U5 tri-snRNP complex
Molecular function (GO): U6 snRNA binding; protein binding; U4 snRNA binding
Source: RefSeq, a predicted model, not a curated record